Molecule: messenger RNA, 318 nt
Organism: Symbiodinium natans
Lineage: Eukaryota; Dinophyceae; Suessiales; Symbiodiniaceae
Source: the annotation of a GenBank genome assembly
AUGUCAGCUUGCUGCUUUACAUGGCGCGCCAGCAGAUUCCAGCUCCAGCAUUCCACGGGAAGCUUCCGGCUCACAUGGUUGACUGUCUCGUGCUUCGUCACGGCCAUGGUUGUUCCGAUUACUCGUGUCACACUUAUCCUAGCCCUUGGGUCGCACGUCGUUGUUUCAAUCCUGGCGUCAGUGGCUACAGAGGUUCCGGAUGCUGUGGUGAAGCCUGUGCUUGACGUGGUUCUCAGGCACUGCCCAUGCAAUGGCCCUGGUGCUAGAAAGGCAUUCAUGGAGGCCAGUAAUCAGAAGAAGGCUGGCGCGACAGCGUAG